UGUAUCACCCGAAGGGCUUUCAGACCGCUCAUUGAUGAGUGAAGAACAAGACAAUAGCAGUACAGAUCUCCAUAAGGUGUAUAAGAAUGCAAAGGUGUUCAAAAUCCUGUUGUUUGACCUACAGGUCACUGAAUGUUCGCACUCCUUCGAGAAAUCUUUGCAUUAAAAGUGGCGUUUUACCAAGAAAACUGCAACCUAACCGCAUCGCUCACAAAAGUCCACAUGGUCCUGUUUGGUUUCGGGGACUGAGAAGCUCUGCCGUGUUUUCAUCUUCAAGACAGAUCGAUAAAAUAUUACCGAGACAUGAUGACUUUGCCGAGCGGCAUAUUGGACCUGAUGAUAAAGAGAAAACAGAGAUGCUCCACACUCUCGGUCUUGAGACAGUUGACGAGUUGAUUGACAAAACCCUUCCGUCCUCAAUCCGUUUGAAACGAAGUCUGAAAAUAGAUGACCCAGUUUGUGAGAGCGAAGUCCUCCAGUAUCUGUACAACAUUGCCAGCCAGAACAAGUUGUGGAGGUCCUAUAUUGGAAUGGGUUACUACAAUUGCUCUGUGCCACCUGCCAUCCAGAGGAACCUGCUGGAAAACUCAGGAUGGGUGACUCAGUACACGCCCUACCAGCCAGAGGUGUCCCAAGGUCGUCUGGAGAGUCUGCUCAACUACCAGACCAUGGUGUGUGACCUCACAGGCCUGGAUGUGGCCAACGCCUCGUUGCUGGAUGAAGGCACAGCUGCUGCCGAGGCGAUGCAGCUGUGUCACAGGCAGAACAAGAGGAGGACGUUCUACAUCGACACUCGCUGCCACCCCCAGACGAUCGCUGUGGUGCAGACAAGAGCCAACUACAUUGGAGUGAGGACUGAGCUGAAGUUACCUCAUGAAAUGGAUUUUGGAAAGGAUGUGACUGGGGUACUCUUCCAGUACCCUGACACAGAGGGUGGAGUGGAGGACUUCACUGGACUAGUGGACCGUGCCCAUAAGGCUGGGGCCUUGGCCUGUUGUGCCACUGACCUUCUGGCCCUGUGUGUCCUGUGCCCACCGGGCGAGUUUGGGGUGGACAUCGCUUUGGGCAGCUCCCAGAGAUUUGGGGUUCCUCUCUGCUACGGGGGGCCCCAUGCCGCCUUCUUCUCUGUGAAGGAAAAGCUGGUCAGGAUGAUGCCAGGCAGGAUGGUUGGAGUCACCAGAGAUGCUGCUGGGAAGGAGGUGUACCGCCUGGCCCUCCAGACCAGAGAGCAACACAUUCGCAGGGACAAGGCCACCAGCAACAUCUGCACUGCUCAAGCUCUUCUUGCCAACAUGGCUGCCAUGUUUGCAGUGUACCAUGGCCCACAGGGCCUGAAGCACAUUGCUAAGAGGACACACAGUGCUACCGUGAUCUUGGCUGAAGGGCUGAAACGAGCAGGGCACACACUCCAACGUGAAAUGUUCUUUGACACGCUUAAGAUCCACUGUGGGGUGGCAGCCAAAGAUAUUUAGGAGAGGCAGAUCAAUCUUCGGGUCUACAGUGAUGAAGUGCUGGGUGUGUCUCUGGAUGAGACUGUGACAGAGAGAGACUUGGAUGACCUGCUGUGGGUGUUUGGAUGUGAAUCUUCAGCUGAACUGAUUGCUGAGAAAAUGAACAAAGAAGUGAGAGGCAUUGAGUGCUCUCCCUUCAAGAGGACCUCUACCUAUCUCUCACACCCAGUGUUCAACAGUUAUCACUCUGAGACCAAUAUUGUUCGCUACAUGAAACGUCUGGAAAACAAAGACAUUUCUCUUGUACACAGUAUGAUCCCUCUGGGUUCCUGUACAAUGAAACUGAACAGUUCCACUGAGCUCAUGCCAAUCACAUGGAGGGAAUUUGCAAACAUUCACCCCUUUGUUCCCCUGGAUCAGGCAAAGGGUUACCAACAGCUUUUCAAACAGCUAGAGAGAGAUCUGUGUGAGAUCACGGGGUAUGACAAGAUCUCCUUCCAGCCCAACAGUGGUGCCCAGGGUGAAUAUGCUGGUCUAGUUGCCAUCAAAGCAUUUCUGAACUCUAAAGGGGAGGAACACAGAACAGUGUGCCUGAUACCCAAAUCAGCCCAUGGCACGAACCCCGCCAGUGCUCAGAUGGCGGGGAUGAAGGUCCAGGUGGUGGAGGUUGACCGGGAUGGUAAUAUUGAUCUGGCACACCUGAAGGCCAUGGUGGACAAACACAAGACCAACUUGGCAGCUAUAAUGGUCACAUACCCCUCCACCAAUGGUGUGUUCGAGGAAAACAUUAGUGAUGUUUGUGAACUCAUCCACCAACACGGAGGUCAGGUGUACCUGGAUGGGGCCAACAUGAACGCACAGGUAGGGUUGUGCCGCCCAGGAGAUUAUGGAUCAGAUGUCUCCCAUUUAAAUCUCCACAAAACCUUCUGCAUUCCCCAUGGAGGAGGAGGCCCAGGGAUGGGGCCUAUCGGAGUAAAGCAGCACCUUGUGCCGUUCCUGCCCUGCCACCCAGUGGUCACCCUGAAGUCAGACAACAUUGCAAGCUCCCUGGGCACCAUUAGCGCAGCUCCCUGGGGCUCCAGUGCCAUUCUGCCCAUCUCCUGGGCCUACAUCAAGAUGAUGGGGGCCAAAGGUCUGACACACGCCACAGAAAUGGCCAUCCUGAAUGCCAACUACAUGGCCAAGAGACUGGAGAAUCAUUAUAAAGUCCUCUUCAGGGGCAGGAAAGGUUUUGUUGCUCAUGAGUUCAUCCUUGACGUGAGACCAUUCAAGAAGACGGCAAAUAUUGAAGCAGUGGACGUGGCAAAGAGACUGCAGGAUUAUGGUUUCCAUGCCCCCACCAUGUCGUGGCCGGUGGCAGGCACACUCAUGAUUGAGCCCACCGAGUCCGAGGACAAGGCCGAGAUGGACCGCUUCUGCGAUGCCCUGUUGAGCAUCCGCCAGGAGAUCGCCGACAUCGAGGAGGGAAGGAUGGACUCUCACAUCAACCAGCUGAAGAUGGCACCGCACUCACUGGCCUGCAUCGCCUCCUCCACCUGGGACAGGCCCUACUCCAGGGAGUCUGCCGUCUUCCCCCUGCCAUUCAUCAAACCAGAGACCAAGUUUUGGCCAUCAAUUUCCAGAAUUGAUGACAUUUACGGUGACCAGAACCUGGUAUGCACCUGCCCGCCCAUGGAAGUGUACGAGUCCCCUUUCGAAGCAAAGAUGGCCUCCUCAUGACACCACAGCUGAUGUGUGUGGUGCUGCGGGGAGCUGGAACUGUUUAAUCCAAGCAGCAAUUGCAAUGUUACCUUUUUGUUUCUGGUUAUGUUAAGUGGUGUGCAUUUCGUGCCUCAAAUCUGAUAUUGUGUGUUGUACAUAGUUACCCCGAUGCCGCCCCCUCACUGUUGUUAUAUUUACCCUCUUACCCUCUUUGAUAGGAUCAGAUAUAAUUCUUGACAUGUUUUAUUUUACCUUGUUGAUAGGAUCAGAUAUAAUUCUUGACCUGUUUUAUUUCACCUUGUAUGACAAUACUAACAAUGUGGCCUCAACUGCAUGCCAUGGAUUUAUGGUGGGAAAAAGCCAAAAUGUUUUUUAUUGAGAUGCUUAAAUAUUCUUUUUAUGUGGGUAAUGUAUUACAUGUUUUUUAAUAACAAUCAUUAUUAAAAUGAUUGUCAACCUCUUGUAGACAGCAAAUAUUUUAAAUCCAUUCACAAUUUUCAA
Molecule: messenger RNA, 3653 nt
Organism: Megalops cyprinoides (Indo-Pacific tarpon)
Lineage: Eukaryota; Metazoa; Chordata; Actinopteri; Elopiformes; Megalopidae
Product: glycine dehydrogenase (decarboxylating), mitochondrial-like
Biological process (GO): glycine decarboxylation via glycine cleavage system
Cellular component (GO): glycine cleavage complex; mitochondrion
Molecular function (GO): pyridoxal phosphate binding; glycine binding; glycine dehydrogenase (decarboxylating) activity
Source: RefSeq, a predicted model, not a curated record